This is a messenger RNA of Trifolium pratense (red clover), 2209 nucleotides long. Its product is annotated as DEAD-box ATP-dependent RNA helicase 16. NCBI's taxonomy places the organism in Eukaryota, Viridiplantae, Streptophyta, Magnoliopsida, Fabales, Fabaceae. The transcript has 14 exons. Gene Ontology annotation, molecular function: RNA helicase activity; ATP binding; nucleic acid binding. Gene Ontology annotation, cellular component: nucleolus. The record is from RefSeq and is a predicted model, not a curated record. Bases 151 to 1992 code for a protein of 613 amino acids.
CAACUAACUACUAAGCGUUUAACAUCUCCGUCUUCUUCUCUGUUCGGCGAUACCUCUGAGCGCCACACCCAAAACGACGCCGUAUUUGAAUUUCUCCGGUAAACCCUAACCUUCCGAAAAACCUAUCAAUUCUGAAAACCUCAACUAGUAAUGGUGACCGGAACAAACGAAACUGCACCAAAAGAAACCACACGCGGCGAACACACACAAGAAGAAAGUGAAGACCAAAGUUUCGAACAGUUAGGGUUAGACGCACGUCUUGUUCGUGCUUUACAGAAGAAAGGAAUUGAGAAACCAACUCCAAUUCAACAUGUAGCGAUUCCAUUGAUUCUGGAAGGUAAAGACGUUGUUGCUAGAGCAAAAACAGGGUCUGGGAAAACACUUGCGUAUCUUCUUCCGUUGCUUCAGAAAUUGUUUACUAGUAAUGGUGAUAGGAAGAAGUUAGCUCCUAAUGUUUUUGUUCUUGUUCCGUCUCGUGAACUUUGUCAACAGAUAUACGUGGAAGUGAAGUCAUUACUUGAGUUAUGCAGAGUUCAGCUGAAAGUUGUGCAGUUGAAUAGCAAUAUGCUUGCUACUGACUUGCAAGCGGCUCUGGUUGGACCUCCUGAUAUUUUGAUCUCCACUCCUGCUUGCGUAGCUAAGUGUUUGUCCAACUCAAUACUUGAUACGGCAUCCAUUAAUGGUUCCCUUGAAACUCUAGUUCUUGAUGAGGCAGAUCUUCUGUUAUCAUAUGGGUAUGAAAAUGACAUUAAAGCUUUAACACCUCACAUACCCAGAAGUUGCCAGUGUCUUCUUAUGUCAGCAACAUCAAGUGCCGAUGUUGACAAACUAAAAAAGUUGAUUUUACACAAUCCCUUUAUUUUGACUUUGCCUGAAGUGGGAAACCAUAAGGAUGAGGUCAUCCCUAAAAAUGUUCAGCAGUUCUGGAUUUCUUGUCCUGCCAAUGAUAAGUUGCUCUACAUCCUUGCUAUGUUGAAGUUGGAGUUAGUCCAAAAAAAAGUUCUGAUAUUCACCAAUAACAUAGAUACGAGUUUCAGAUUGAAACUAUUCUUAGAAAAGUUUGGGAUCAAGUCGGCUGUUUUAAAUGCUGAAUUGCCUCAGAACUCCCGUCUCCAUAUUCUUGAGGAAUUCAAUGCCGGCCUAUUUGAUUAUCUAAUUGCAACAGAUAUCAGCCAGUCAACGGAUAAGGUUGAAGCACCUAAGGAAAAUAUUGUUGGAUCGCAAAAGAGAAAGUACAAGAAGCUAAAAUUAGAUUCUGAAUUCGGAGUAGUAAGGGGAAUUGACUUUAAAAAUGUAUACACGGUUAUAAACUUUGAAAUGCCUCGCAGUGUGGCCGGAUACGUACACCGAAUUGGACGUACUGGAAGAGCAUAUAAUUCCGGUGCUUCUAUCUCCUUGGUUUCUUCAGAUGAGAUGGAUACCUUCGAAGAAGUACAAUCUUUUGUUGGGGACAAUGAAAACAAUGGCUCAAAUACAAUUACCGAGUUUCCCUUACUCACCAAGAAUGCGGUUGAAUCUUUACGGUAUAGGGCUGAGGAUGUUGCAAAGAGUGUAACUAAAAUUGCUGUCAGAGAAUCACGAGCCCAGGAUUUGAGGAAUGAAAUUUUGAACUCUGAAAAGCUGAAGGCCCACUUUGAAACUAAUCCAAAAGACCUAGAUCUAUUGAAACAUGACAAAGUUUUGAGCAAGAAUGCCCCUCCUCCACACCUUCGGGAUGUCCCAGAUUACCUAAUAGACAAAACAACAAAAGAGGCAAGAGACAUGGUUAAGCUUACAAGAGAUGCAAUGGGUAAUAAUAAUCGCCGACGGGGAUCAAAGAGAAAAUCAAGAAAAGGUGGUGGUGACCCUCUGAUGGCCAUCUCUACUGGGGUAUCAAAAAGACCACACAAAGGUUUUAAAAAGGACGGUAGAAGCAAUGGUUUUAAAAGGGACGGUGGAAGCAAUGGCAGAAGCUGUGAUAGACAAAAACACAAAAAGACAAAGGCAUUUUGAUAGGUUUGCCUUUUUCGACAGAGCUUAUAACAGGCUCCACAGUUUUGUUGUAAUGUUAUUUUCAAGCAUUGUACAUCAAAAUAGUGUGAAGUCCAUUCAUAUGGCCAGAUGACCUAAGUAUUUAUUGAUUAUCAAGAUUAUUUUGAACUUGUUGUGUUAAAGUUCUGCUCCCCAAGAUACUUAUCCUAUCUAAUUCAAGUUAGUAGAGUUUGUUUGA